Rhagoletis pomonella (apple maggot) is the source of this 1086-nucleotide messenger RNA. Its product is annotated as protein phosphatase 1 regulatory subunit 12A-like. The record is from RefSeq and is a predicted model, not a curated record. Lineage: Eukaryota; Metazoa; Arthropoda; Insecta; Diptera; Tephritidae. Gene Ontology annotation, molecular function: phosphatase regulator activity; enzyme inhibitor activity; protein binding. The transcript has 6 exons. Gene Ontology annotation, cellular component: cytoplasm. The annotation marks the transcript as partial.
CAAAGUUAUUUAAUCUUACCACUAUUACUUCUUUUUCAUUUAAGGCUUGCAUUGAUGAUAAUUUAGAAAUGGUUGAAUUUCUAAUCGAACAUGGCGCUGAUAUAAACAGACAAGAUAACGAAGGUUGGACGCCGCUACACGCCACAGCCUCAUGCGGCUUUGUGAGCAUAGCCCGCUAUUUGGUUGAGCAUGACGCCGAUCCGGCCGCUGUAAAUAGCGACGGUGACUUGGCCGUGGACUUGGCUGUCGAUAUACAACAUUUGCCGAUGAUGGAUUUCAUGCAAAAGGUGAUGACUGAACACAAUAUCGACUGUGAGAAGGCGCGACAGGCGGAGGAGCAGCUAAUGUUGAGUGAUGCCAAAAAAUGGUUGCGCAGUGAUGCGUCCGAAGUGGAUCGGCCGCAUCCAAAAACUGGUGCCACAGCGUUGCAUGUUGCAGCCGCAAAGGGUUAUACUAAGGUUAUAAGUUUACUACUCGCCGGACGUGCUAAUGUCGAUAAACAGGACAAUGACGGCUGGACGCCGUUGCAUGCUGCAUCACAUUGGGGCCAAAAGGAGGCAGCCGAGAUGCUCGUCAAUGCUAUGGCCGAUAUGGACGUGCGCAAUUAUGCCGGUCAGACGUGCAUCGAUGUGGCCGAUCGGAAAAUGGCUAAAUUCUUGGAGGAGUUGCGUAGCACCAGCAAUAAACGUGUCAAACGUCGUCCUUCUAGUCAAAUCAGAAUCUCAGAUAAAAUUGAAAAUCACAUUGACAAUACACCAACUAAAAUUAUACGAGUGGAAGUGAAGUCGGAUCAGUCGAAGGACCAGGCAAAUGCUUCCAUAUCCGAUAUUGAACUGCCAAUGAUCGAUAGUAGUGAUCAACUGGAUCAAGCCCAUAAUCUAGCGCGUAUAGCUGAAUAUGAUGAAACCGAUUCUGAACUCACCGACUCAACAGAGAGCUCACAUUCGACCAGCCUAUCCGAACCUGAAGAUGAAAAAUCUAAACAACCGACUGAUUCAUCCACAGACAACCAACCUGUUGAAGAAGAGGCGCCAUGGCGACGCAAUAGUUUGGCACGUGUGCGCACACAAAAUGAAAGUCCAACGA